Messenger RNA from Nerophis ophidion (straightnose pipefish), 6836 nucleotides. RefSeq names its product fibroblast growth factor 12a (gene fgf12a). Lineage: Eukaryota; Metazoa; Chordata; Actinopteri; Syngnathiformes; Syngnathidae. The coding region runs from base 627 to 1400 and encodes 257 amino acids. The transcript has 6 exons. Gene Ontology annotation, biological process: positive regulation of cell population proliferation; positive regulation of gene expression; animal organ morphogenesis. The record is from RefSeq and is a predicted model, not a curated record. Gene Ontology annotation, cellular component: cytoplasm. Gene Ontology annotation, molecular function: growth factor activity; fibroblast growth factor receptor binding.
ACAAACCCACAGCAUCCACGCACCGGAACACACGGGAGAAUGAUAGCACUCUCUGACUAAUUGUUGCUUUGGAUACGGAGAUUUCUCCCCUUCCCCUGCAUCCAUCUCCCCUGCAGCUCCCCCUCCCGGUGCCAUCGUUGGAACAGAAGCGUGCAUGCAUGGGCUCGUCUGAGCUCACAGCACCUUGAAGCCACUGCGUCCCUCUUCCUUUCCUGCGCAUGGAUUCAAAAGGAACAUUUUUUUUGCAGCCCUGAUAAUCAUUUCUUAAAAUAACCAGAAGAAGCAGGAAUAAGGGGGGACGGUUGAUGUCCCACUGAGGGGCUGGAAGGCGUGCUGGUGACCUGGAGUGUUUCCACUGACACGCAGCUGCACCAACUUAUCAACACUGUUGCAUGUCUCUGGCAAGCCGGGGAUUUAUAGCAAGUCCUGACAGCGGAACAAAGUUGUCCAUCACGCAAAGAUGCAAGCUGAAUCUCAAUGAUGUUCCGGACUUCUUCAUCACAAUGACAUUUGGCUGAAACCUUUCUGGGCCGACACUCUUUUUGCAUGAUCUGCAGCAGGUGACAACCUCAGCCCAACUGGACUCUUGCCUGUUUUACAAAAAAGCCUCGGUUCAGUUCUGAGAGAUGGCUGCAAUCGCCAGCUCUCUGAUUCGCCAGAAACGCCAGGCGAGGGAAUCGAACAGCGACCGCGUGUCCACCUCGAAGCGUCGGCCCAGCCCCAGCAAGGACCCCCGCUCGCUUUGUGAGAGGCAUUUUUUGGGGGUCUUCAGCAAAGUGCGCUUCUGCAGCGGCAAGAAACGACCCGUGCGCCGGCGACCAGACGCACCUUCGAAACCUCCACAGGUGUCCCAUAAGGGCUGCAGGCUAGAGCCGCAGCUGAAAGGCAUCGUGACACGACUGUUCAGCCAGCAGGGCUUCUACCUGCAGAUGCAGCCGGACGGAACCAUCGAUGGCAGCAAGGACGAGAACAACGACCACACCCUGUUUAACCUUAUUCCCGUGGGCCUGAGAGUGGUGGCCAUCCAAGGAGUGAAGAGUGGCUUCUACAUUGGCAUGAACGGCGAGGGCAUGCUCUACAGCUCGGAAAUGUUCACGCCCGAGUGCAAGUUCAAGGAGUCGGUUUUCGAGAACUACUACGUGAUCUACUCGUCCACUGUGUACCGGCAGCAGGAGUCGGGCCGAGCCUGGUUCCUGGGCCUCACCAAGGAGGGCCAAGUCAUGAAAGGCAACCGGGUCAAGAAGACCAAGCCCUCGUCACACUUUGUACCCAGGCCCAUUGAAGUUUGUAUGUACCGUGAGCCGUCGCUGCACGAGAUCGAGGACAAGCACCGCUCUAGGAAGAGCUCAGCGACGCCCACCAUGAACGGAGGUAAAGCCGUCCACCAGGACUCCACAUAGCAGCGGAAGGGAGGGGCUUCCACGGAGGGGCGUGGCCUGACACUCACUUCCUGCCCCCUCAGAAGUUCGCUUCCUGUCAGAAAUAGAGGCGUCGUCGUGACGACCGAGGACCUACUAUGGUACACUUCAGACAAAACAAUCUUGCCUGUGAAAACUUUUAGGAUAAAUAAUAUGAAAGCAGAGAAAAUAUAUAUCUAUAUCAACAUUUUCAAUCAGGACUUGACUAAUAUUUUAUGCAAAAAAGAGAAAAAGCUGUGACACAAGGGAAUGGAGCUUGUCUGUCUUCACACAAAUAAUUGUCAUUUCCAUUUGAUGCUGUGAAAACAAAGCUUUAAUACGUGUUGAUAUGUGGAUUAUUUUGAACAUGUUAUGUUUGCAGCUAAUAACGCACGCCAUCGUGCUGUAAACUAACCAUCGUGUCUUUUUUUCUGCGUGGGACUAAAUGACAGGUUUGGUUAUUUUCUAGUUUCCUCAUGGAUCCCACAGGAUUGUACUUGGCUAGUUGAAGAGCUUCAAAUGGAUCUUCUCAGGUGUGUGCUGUUAAUGACAGGAUGAGGCCGGCGUCAGAAGCAAUAUGAUAACCUAGUAUGUCUUUAGCUUGCAUUACUAGCAGGUUUCCAACAUGAAUUAAGUAUUCAAUACGCUGCUAAGGUGAGAGUUGGCAAGGAACCAACAUGCAGAAUAUACUUCCAUUAGGUAAGAAAAAUGUGAUUUUAUUGUUCAAAAACGCUUUCCUGGCCUUGUGACCAAUGAACUGUGGCGGUGAACUGGUGUAACAAUGCAGAACACCUCAUAAAAUAUGUAGUGCUGGGCCACCCAACAUUCUCCAAGAAAACUGCCCCAUGCCUACAAUGUUUUAGGCCCGAAAAGGAUAAAAGGCAGCAGAUGGAGUGGGAAGAAUACACAAGUUUCACUUCCUUAAAGAUGUGUUUGAAGUACGGUUAGUAUUUCCCAUUUAAGUGAUAUUAUUUAUUUGUAUUUUAUCUUGUUUCAGAGUUCUUCAAACACUUUUUUUGCUACGAGCGUUUCGUUAAGCAAAUGUGAACACAACCUAAAAUAGUUUUAAGUUGUUACCAGGUCAUAAAUGAAUCUGUCAGGACAUAUGCAGCAUUGAGAUUUAUAGUAAUGUUUUGAUAAAGAUGUGGGAAAACUCGUAAACGGCGCGUGCAACAACAACAACAAACAUGGCAGUAGACGCCAAGUUAAAUCAGGAAGUCCUGAUACCAAUUUUCUCUUUUCAGACCUCCAUGCUUUUUCAAAUUUUUAUCUGUUUUGUCGUGACGUCUGGAUCACCAGUUAGUUCGACAUGUCUGGGAAUGCGCCUAAUAGAUAAUCCUUGAGAUCACUUGACAAACCUUUUGUUGGUUCCAUUACGUAGUUUGAUUUGUUUUGCUUGUAUUUGCUUUUAGUGGUAAGAUCUAGUCCCCUUGCGCAUUCAAAUAGUUUGUCUGCACAGUGGCCAUGUUUGUUUGUUGGCCCACCACUUUGUUUACUUUCAAAGUCACGUGACCGACUACAACCUAUUCCCAAAACUCCAAUGAGGUGGUCUAAGUCAAGAAGGGUAUUCCAUCCUUCAAAGCGGCAGAUGUAAAGAUGUGUCCAGUAACCAUCACACAACAAUGGCUCUUCUGGGUGGAGUCAGAGUCAGACUAGUUGGUAGUGGAGCAUGAUUGAUGCAUGACUAGAAUGUUGUUGUGCUGUGUCGAGCCCAUCUCUCAAGAAUUUAGUAGGAUUUUAUGCAAAGGAUUUAUAUAUUUUGAUGAAAAUGAUAGCAGAGACACACUGAUAAGGAAAAAAGCUCACAUUACCAAAUGAAAAAGUGUUAAUGAAUAAUGUCCACAUUUAAAAGGGAACUGGAAUUUCCACCUAUCGUUCGCAAUCCUUAUGAGAGACAAAACAUGUUUUUUUUUGCAUUCUAACUUGUAAUGAUCAUCUUCUUCUAGAUGGCAUCAAUCCAUUGUGCCUCUAAAUCAUUUUAAUACAAAAAACCUCAAUAAUACUUAAUUGAAGUUGUGUAACUUGCAUAAUGUUAACUAAAUCCACUAUGUGAAUUGUGAAUUAUAUUUAUAUAGCGCUUUUUCUCUAGUGACUCAAAGCGCUUUACAUAGUGAAACCCAAUAUCUAAGUUACAUUCAAACCAGUGUGGGUGGCACUGGGAGCAGGUGGGUAAAGUGUCUUGCCCAAGGACACAACGGCAGUGACUUGGAUGGCGGAAGCGGGAAUCGAACCUGCAACCCUCAAGUUGCUGGCAAGGCCACUCUACCAACCGAGCUAAACUGCCCCUAUGGAUUGGACUCUUACACUAUGUCCAUUGCACUGGUCGCCCAGGGGGUAGGGUCCCCGCGUCUGCGGCCCCCUCCAAGGUUUUUUCCCAAUGGGUUGAGUUUUUUCUUGCCCUGAUGUGGGAUCUGAUGUCGUUGUAGCUUGUGCAGCCCUUUGAGACUCUCGUGAUUUAGGGCUAUGUAAAUAAUCUUUGAUUGAUUGAUUGAUUGAUAAUAACCAGGCUGUAGAGACAUUUUUAUUGUAAGAGAGACCACCAAGGAACUAUUUUUCUAGCGUACUAAAACAUCACCGUGCUACAAUAUUGGCAGUAAGCUAGCUUGUACGUCAGCAGCUGAAUGGCAUUUGACCCUGUAAUACACAACACAACGCGGCAUCGUUCUCAUAACAUUACAACUUUACCUUUUUUUGUAACUAUUCUGAAAAUAUCACAACUUUUUUUCUAACUUUUUACUUUACAACUGCAAUAUCGUAACAUUAUGACUUUGUUCUCAUAACACUACAAUUCAGUUUUACUCAUGAGACUCGAUUCUCGUAAUAUUAUGACUUAAUUCCGCCAAUAUUUACAUUUUGACCUUGUAAUACUCCGAUUUUAUUGGGCUCACAUUAAGAUAUUCAUAAUGACGUUAUUGUAGUAACAUUAUGACUUCAAUAUUUGCUAAAAAUAUAUUUGCUGUAUUCUAUUAUUUUCUAAUUGACUUUAUUCUCCAAACAAAGGGAUUCAGAUUUUUCUCGUAAAUUGAUGAUUUUUUUUCUUCUUUCAGUGUGGACCCACUACUGCUUUGUAAAGCAGUCCUGUUAUGACACUUACAGUAGGGAAGGGAUUAUAUAUCUCGCAUGAGCGGUAGAGGGGGGUUAGCUCAUUUUGCGAUUUAGUCUCGCUUUGGUGAUAUUUGUAAUUGCCAUAAAAAACACAUUUUAAGAAGUGGCUAGUGCAACCCUCCAUUUGUCACGUUUCAUGUGUCAGGUGAACGGUGAUGAAUGAAUCCCCUUACUACUGUACUUAGCUGGAAAUGAGUCUAGUUUGAGUGCUUACUUUCCCUUUGAGUUUUCUACUCAGUGUUUGUGAGAAGACAUUGUAAGCAGCACAGUGGGCGUCAUGUGCAGGAAGGUUCAUGUUGACUCCACUUCCACAGUAACCUAGAGCGUAUACAAACCCUGUUUCCAUAUGAGUUGGGAAAUUGUGUUAGAUGUAAAUACAAACGGAAUACAAUGAUUUGCAAAUCAUUUUCAACCCAUAUUCAGUUGAAUAUGCUACAAAGACAACAUAUUUGAUGUUCAAACUGAUAAACAUUUUUUAUUUUGCAAGUAAUCAUAAACUUUAGAAUUUGGUGCCACCAACACGUGACAAAGAAGUUGGGAAAAAUGGCAAUAAAUACUGAUAAAGUUGAGGAAUGCUCAUCAGACACUUAUUUGGAACAUCCCACAGGUGAGCAUGCUAAUUAAAAACAGGUGAGUGUCAUGAUUGGGUAUAAAAGCAGCUUACAUGAAAUGCUAAGUAAUUCACAAAACAAGGAUGGGGCGAGGGUCACCACUUUGUAAGCAAAUUGUCGAACAGUUUUAGAACAACAUUUCUCAACGAGCUAUUGCAAGGAAUUUAGGGAUUUUCCCAUCUACGGUCCCUAAAAUCAUCAAAAGGUUCAGAGAAUCUGGAGAAAUCACUGCAUGUAAGCGAUGAUAUUAAGGACCUUUGAUCCCUCAGGUGGUACCGCAUUAAAAACCUACAUCAGUGUGUAAAGGAUAUCACCACAUGGGCUCAGGAACACUUCAUAAAACCACUGUCAGUAACUACAGUUGGUCGCUAUAUCUGUAAGUGCAAGUUAAAACUCUACUAUGCAAAGCCAAAGCCAUUUAUCAACAACACACAGUAACCCCGCCGGCUUCGCUGGGCCCGAGCUCAUCUAAGAUGGACUGAUGCAAAGUGGAAAAGUGUUCUGUGGUCUGACGAGUCCACAUUUCAAAUUAUAUUUGGAAACUGUGGACGUGGUGUCCUCCGGAACAAAGAGGAAAAUAACCAUCCGGAUUGUUCUACGCCCAAAGUUCAAAAGCCGGCAUCUGUGAUGGUAUGGGGGUGUAUUUGUGCCCAAGGCAUGGGUAACUUACACAUAUGUGAAGGCUCCAUUAAUGCUGAAAGUUUCAUACGUCCCACUGGGUGUGAGUUUUCCUUGCCCUUAUUUGUGGGCCUACCGAGGAUGUUGUAGUGGUUUGUGUUGUGGUUUGUGCAGCCCUUUGAGACACUAGUGAUUUAGGGCUAUAUAAGUAAAAAUUGAUUCAUUGAUACAGGUUUUGGAUUAACAUAUGUUGUCAUCCAAGCAACGUUAUCAUGGACGCCCCUGCUUAUUUCAGCAAAACAAUGCCAAUUCACUUGUUACAACAGCGUGGCUUCGUAGUAAAAGAGUGCGGGUACUUUCCUGGUCCGCCUGCAGUCCAGACCUGUCUCCCAUCGAAAAUGUGCGGCACAUUAUGAAGCGUAAAAUACGACAGCGGAGACCCCGGACUGUUGAACAACUUAAGCUGUACAUCAAGCAAGUAUGGGAAAGAAUUCCACUUUCAAAGCAUCAACAAUUAGUUUCCUCAGUUCCCAAACGUUUAUUGAGUGUUGUUAAAAGAAAAGGUGAUGUAACACGGUGGUGAACAUGCCCUUUCCCAACUACUUUGACAUGAGUUGCAGCCAUGACAUUCUAAGUUUAAAUAUUAUAUGCAAAACAAAAAAAAAAGUAUUUGAGUUUGAACAUCAAAUAUCUUGUCUCUGUAGUGCAUUCAAUUGAAUAUGGGUUAAAAACGAUUUGCAAAUCAUUGUAUUCCAUUUAUAUUUACAUCUAACACAAUUUCACAACUCAUAUGGAAACAGGGUUUGUAGUACAUGCAUUGUAUUCAAUGUGGUAAAGCAAUAUAUUAUCUUUUCUAAAGAGGUUUCUAUUGGUGCAAAGUGAAAGUGGUGCAUGUUAAUUGGAUUAAUUGGGUUGAAAAAAAAAUUUUUUUACAAGGAUUUGUUUGAAAAAGGCUUAUAUUGUAGGUGGAAAGAAUGAGUUAUUUUUAUGUUCCGCACCCAUAUAUGCACUGUGACUUGUGAGAUGAGAAAAAAAUAUGCAUUGAUUAAACAAAACAUCUGAAUGAAGUUAGUGAUUGUUUAAGAAUAAAAAUGAGCAAAAAGCA